This is a messenger RNA of Guillardia theta CCMP2712, 423 nucleotides long. RefSeq lists its product as hypothetical. Lineage: Eukaryota; Cryptophyceae; Pyrenomonadales; Geminigeraceae. The record is from RefSeq and is a predicted model, not a curated record. The transcript has a single exon. Bases 1 to 423 code for a protein of 140 amino acids.
AUGGGAGCUACGCAAAGUCUGGACUUUGACAUGGACUGUCAGAAACCUAUUUCAAACAUGUGCUUGGCAAAGCCCGACAAAACUCCUGAACAACCGCAGGAAAUGUUGAGGAAAAAUCGAAGUUUCAAGAAAGAAAUUGGGAGAAUAGACUCGCGGCUUGCCGUGCUAAGAACGGAGUUGGGAUCAAUUAAUAAUAAGAUAGAGAAAAACGAGGCCAAAGUAUCCAAGUCCGUCUUGCCGAGCGACCAGAAGAUUAUUGACACGACUCUGAAGCAGAAUAGUGUGCUUCUUGACCGACAAAAUAGUUUAAUCUUCGAGAUCAAGGAGCUAGAACUAGCUCAAAGUCGACUGAGGAGAACAUCUGAAGACCUGAGAGAGGAAAUGAGCAAGUACGGCGCCUGCAAUGUCAGAUUCUCUGAUUAA